Messenger RNA from Diospyros lotus (date-plum), 597 nucleotides. RefSeq names its product protein DMP6-like. The transcript has a single exon. Gene Ontology annotation, biological process: endomembrane system organization. NCBI's taxonomy places the organism in Eukaryota, Viridiplantae, Streptophyta, Magnoliopsida, Ericales, Ebenaceae. The record is from RefSeq and is a predicted model, not a curated record. Bases 1 to 597 code for a protein of 198 amino acids.
AUGGAGAAGGCGGCAUCCCUCUUGGACGAUAAUUCCCCGAUUGAAGCGGGAGAGAAAACCCUGAUGCAGAAGGCCAUGAGCAGGACGUUUCAUAGCACGAGCCAUUUAGCCAAUUAUUUACCAACUGGGACAGUCUUAGCUUUCCAAAUUCUAUCACCUCUUGUCACGAACCAAGGAGAGUGCAGCUCGCUUAGACGGGGGCUGGCAGCCACGCUCAUAGCUCUCUGUGCACUGUCAGGUAUUCUCCUGAGCUUCACAGACAGCUUUAAGGACAAGAAAGGGCAUGUUUGUCAUGGCAUAGCCACACCCCAUGGUCUGUGGGUCAUUGAUGGCUCGGCUGUUCUACCGCCCAAAGUUGCUGAGAAGUAUCGACUAAGGUUGAUAGAUUUUGUGCAUGCCCUCAUGUCAAUAUUGGUCUUUGCAACUGUUGUAAUGUUUGACCAAAGCUUUGUCAAGUGCUUCUGUCCAACAGCAUCAGAUAUGAUGAAGCAGAUCCUAGCAGUGCUGCCUGUUGUAAUUGGGGCCAUUUGCAGUAGCUUGUUUGUAAUCUUCCCCACCCGACGCCACGGCAUAGGCUUCCCCAUCACUUCUGGCUAA